Gastrolobium bilobum is the source of this 1419-nucleotide messenger RNA. RefSeq lists its product as uncharacterized. The transcript has 3 exons. Bases 81 to 1340 code for a protein of 419 amino acids. Gene Ontology annotation, molecular function: DNA binding. NCBI's taxonomy places the organism in Eukaryota, Viridiplantae, Streptophyta, Magnoliopsida, Fabales, Fabaceae. The record is from RefSeq and is a predicted model, not a curated record.
GUCCCUAGGUCUUUGAACUGCCAUUGACGCUGGCCAACAGCCAUAGCAGAAUCCAGAUUUUUCAUCAGAGGGGAAAAAAAAUGACAAAUGAGAAUAGAACAAGCAUUGAGGUAGAUUAUGAAUAUGAAGAAUUUGAUAGUUCCAAGCGUCCAAAAAUGACUUCUAAAGUAUGGGAAGAAAUGCAGAGAAUUCAAACAAGUGAUGGUAGUAAAGUUCUAUGCAAACACUGUGGAAAGCUUUUGCAAGAUAAUUGUGGUACUUCACAUUUGAAGCGUCAUUUAAUUAGAUGCCCCAAGCGUCCAAAACCACUGGAUAUUAUUACUCAAGAUGAUUCACGAUUCAAAGAAUCUGGAUUAAACACACUGCUUAUGGGUCGCCCAUUAAAGGUUGAACCUGAAUCUCAAGUCUCAAGUUUUUGUCGGGCUCCGAAAAUUCGAGCGCCUACUGUUAUUCCAACCAUUGAAAAUGGUCCCAUAUCAGAACUACAUGAAAAAACCAGUUCCAUUAUGUUGUUGUCUAACAUUGAAUCUCCCAGGAAUCAAGGUGACCUGACUCUGGAUGAUGUAGAAAUGAAAGAAUUUUAUGCUUCUCUUGAUGCUGAGACCUCAGAUAUUUCAUCUUCCCAAGAUACCACAGUCAAUUGUGAAUUAUCCAACACUACGCCUUGUGAAGAGACCAAGAAAGCAUUGAAGACACUACAAGACCUUCUCUCCAAAGACUUCACUGUUCUAUUGCAUACUGGACACUGUGGUACAGUGAAAUCUACCAUUGAAUACCUUUCAAAGUUGUCUGCUGAUGAUGGAAUCUCAGCAGAAAUAACAUUGUUGAUAUUAGAAGUUUCUAGAGAAUUCACUCGCUGGAGUUGUGACUACAAUGAUGCUAGUAGGAAAAUAGAGUCUACCAGCACCAACAUCUUGAAAGCAGAUAAGGUAGAAGAAAGUCUUGAAGCUAACAAGAACGAGUUCAAGGAAGUUAUGUCCUUAGAAAAUGAGUUGAGCAACCAGCUGGCAUAUUUGGAGGAAAGAAAGAAAGAACUAGAAAAGCAAAUAAAUGCAGUUAAAGCUAACAUCUCUGCUUUUGAUUCAGCUAAAAUCAUGACUACUAAGAGAAAAAGAGAAGUUUUUGAAGAAGCAAAGACUCUUAAAGCACAGAGAGAUGAGUUGAGGGAACAAGUUCCUCACUUGAGAGAUGAGCUGGAAUUGGCCAAGAAAAACCAAACAAAUAUUCGAGUUGAAUGGUCAAAGCUUGGAGAAAAAUUUAACAGAAGUUUAAAUGGGGUAAAUUGUGAGUGCUUGGAUGGUAAAUCCAUCGUGGCCUGUCAAACUGAAAAUGACAUUUAAUAAAUUGAAUUUCUAUUGAUACCUUCAUACCAACUCGAUGAUGAGCUGAUAAAUGGAAUAGAGGUCUGAAAUUUGUUAU